Molecule: messenger RNA, 1828 nt
Organism: Daphnia carinata
Lineage: Eukaryota; Metazoa; Arthropoda; Branchiopoda; Diplostraca; Daphniidae
Product: innexin unc-9-like
Exons: 4
Coding region: 1-1542 (513 amino acids)
Cellular component (GO): plasma membrane; gap junction
Molecular function (GO): gap junction channel activity
Source: RefSeq, a predicted model, not a curated record
AUGUCUUUCCUGUUUCAUUUCGGAGAUCUGUUGCUGGAUGGCAAAGACCCUGUCGACGAUAGCGUCGAUAAAAUACAUCGACGUUGCACUAUUGUCUUCUUGCUGUUGCUCUCGCUUCCGCUAUUCACGAAGCAGUUUGCGGGCGAGCCGAUUGAGUGCUUCACGCCCACUUAUUUUACGGAAGCCCAGUCACGCUACGUCAAUUCUUACUGUUGGACCGUUUCGACUUUUUACCUGGACCAAGGUCAACAGCAAUCGCAGCAGCUUCAACCGCCUUCAAUGAGCGACAUUAGUGAAACCAAGAGAACGACACACAAUACGAAUCGUGGCGAUGCCAGAGUGCAUUCAGUUGAUUAUGUGGACGAAUAUGAGAUUCCAUUGACAAUUCAACAGGGAGGCCAACGAGUACAGGUGAAAGUCAAUUACUAUCAAUGGGCGCCCAUGAUAUUACUGGGAAAAGCCAUCACAUUCUACGUGCCCUUUGCCAUCUGGAAAUGUCUGGCACGUCGAAGAGGCAUUUCUCUUCGACAGCUCAUGAAACGCAUUACACGUUUAAGUGAAAUCAGUCCAAGUCAUCCCGAUCGAUGUAAUUUGUUGCACGAGAUCGUGGAACAAUUCCAUUUCCUGGUGAGCGCGACCAACAGGCAAUCGGGCGCCGCGAAUAAAGUGCAACGCCCAGCAUCUCAUCCCGUCAGGCUAACGAUGCAACAAAGUCAGCUCUUCAUAACGUUCCUCUUCAUCAAGAUUCUCUACUUGCUCAACGUUCUACUUCAGUUCUACUUGCUAGUGACCUUUCUCGGCGACGAUUACCUCACGCACGGCUGGGAAAUUGUGAGACACUUGUGGACGAAAAGGACAUGGUGGACCAGCCCACGUUUCCCCCUUCAAACAUUAUGCUCUGUCAGAGCUGCGCAACAAGGAUCCCUCCGGCUUUACCAAUGUCAUUGCGUCUUGCCAAUUAAUUUAUUCAACGAGAAAAUCUGUUCAAUUUGGUGGUUUUAUAUUGUGGCACUGCUACCUCUCACAAUGACAAGCUUGGCGAUAUGGUGCUACAGAAACUGCUUGGUUUCUAUUCGCACGGAAUUCGUUGAACAUUAUUUACUGCCCAGCAUAAAUAACGAUGAAGAAAACGACAAUCAGCGACGCGAUUGCCGUGCUUUUACCAUAGAUUAUUUGGGUUGUGAUGGAGUUUUCGUACUACGGUUGAUUGAGAUUAACCAUGGCAGCACGACGCUCAGGACGAUUGUCCAGGAACUCUACAAACGCAGAAAGAUCACUCAACAUAUUGCCAGAACACCGGAGCCUGGUAAUCCAGCUCUUAUUCCUACCGUUGCUGUUGCUAUACCACAGUUGCAGACGUAUACGCCGAUGAGUUCGCGGCUGACGCAAGGCCAACCCAAGAUACAUCCGUCUAGUCCAGGUGCCCAACCGUUGUCUCGGCGAUUGAGUGGCAUCGCUUCGCGGCCAGCACCUUUUCAACGAAUGCGAUCAAGGCUUUCACUACAGGGUCAUUCAGUCCACUCGAUGUCGAGUGUCGCGUAAUUAUGACCUCUAUUUAUUGCUUGUGAUAAUUAAAAUUCACGAAGGAAUGUGGAUUUGAUCUAACGAAAGGGCAUUGAUCCCAUGAACCUUUUCAAGGGAUAAGCGAGAAAAUUGGUUUUCUCUCAAUCACAGCGCAUUUUUCAACCACAGUUGGGAAACAACUAAUUACUCGAGAUUAUUGGGGUCACUUUCCAUAUGAAGUAGGCUAUAUUAAAUGGUGAAGCGAAGCCUUUCACAUCAUCAGUCAAGGGAGCGUGUUCUCUUCCUUAGCCCAAUGAAACUUUCA